GGGCCCGGGCGGCGCAGCCCCGGGCUCGCCAUGCUCCUGGCCUCGGCCGUGGUGGUCUGGGAAUGGCUGAACGAGCACGGCCGCUGGCGGCCCUACAGCCCCGCCGUGAGCCACCACAUCGAGGCGGUGGUCCGCGCCGGGCCCCGCGCAGGGGGCAGCGUGGUGCUGGGCCAGGUGGACGGCCGCCUGGCGCCCUACAUCAUCGACCUGCAGUCCAUGAACCAGUUCCGGCAAGACACGGGAACCCUGCGUCCUGUCCGCCGCAACUACUAUGACCCAUCUUCCGCCCCGGGGAAGGGCGUGGUGUGGGAAUGGGAAAACGACAACGGCUCCUGGACGCCCUACGACAUGGAAGUGGGCAUCACCAUCCAGCACGCCUACGAGAGGCAGCACCCCUGGAUCGACCUCACCUCCAUCGGCUUCAGCUAUGUCAUCGACUUCAGCACCAUGGGCCAGAUCAACCGGCAGACCCAGCGCCAGCGCCGGGUGCGGCGCCGGCUCGACCUCAUCUACCCGAUGGUCACCGGGACCCUGCCCAAGGCGCAGUCCUGGCCGGCCAACCCGGCCUCGGCCGCCUCGCCCCCGGCUCCACCCUGCUCCUGUCCGCAGUGUGUGCUGGUGAUGAGUGUCAAGGCGGCCGUGGUCAACGGGGGAGCCCUCCAGCCCCCCCUAAGCCGCAAGAACGGGGCUCCCUCCGCCACGGCCAAGCUGCCUCCGCCCCCCGGCCCGGGAGUCAAGCCACCGGACGCCACGGGCACCCUUCGAGCCCCGCCCAAGACCCCCGCGUCGCAGGCGACCCGGCGACAGGUGUCCAGCGCAGCACCAGCCGGGACAGCGGCGGGAGCUGCGGCCGCCGCCCCUGCAGCCAGCAGCAAGACGGGACGGGUAGCCCUGGCCACCUUGAAUCGUACCAACCUUCAACGACUGGCCAUCGCGCAGUCCCGAGUGCUGAUCGCCUCCGGAGUUCCUACUGUCCCAGUAAAAAACUUAAAUGGAUCCAGUCCUGUCAACCCUGCCCUGGCAGGAAUCACUGGGAUCCUCAUGAGCGCCGCUGGAUUGCCUGUGUGUCUCACCAGACCACCGAAGCUGGUCCUCCACCCGCCCCCUGUCAGCAAGAGCGAAAUCAAGUCCAUCCCCGGAGUUUCUAACACAAGCCGCAAGACCACCAAGAAGCAAGCCAAGAAAGGUAAAACCCCAGAAGAAGUACUGAAGAAGUAUCUGCAGAAGGUCCGGCAUCCACCAGAGGAGGACUGCACCAUCUGCAUGGAGCGCCUCACAGCCCCCUCAGGUUACAAGGGCCCACAGCCAACCAUCAAGCCUGACCUGGUGGGCAAGCUGUCCCGAUGUGGACAUGUCUACCAUAUCUACUGCCUGGUGGCCAUGUACAAUAACGGGAACAAGGAUGGUAGUCUGCAGUGUCCAACCUGUAAGACCAUUUAUGGGGUGAAGACAGGCACCCAGCCUCCCGGGAAGAUGGAGUACCACCUCAUCCCGCACUCUUUGCCUGGCCACCCAGACUGCAAAACCAUCCGGAUUAUCUACAGCAUCCCCCCUGGCAUUCAGGGUCCAGAACACCCGAAUCCUGGAAAGAGUUUCAGUGCCCGUGGUUUCCCAAGACACUGCUACCUUCCAGACAGUGAGAAAGGGAGAAAAGUUCUGAAGCUGCUGCUUGUGGCCUGGGACCGCCGCCUCAUCUUUGCCAUCGGGACCUCCAGUACCACGGGCGAGUCAGACACCGUCAUUUGGAACGAAGUGCACCACAAGACAGAGUUUGGCUCUAACCUCACUGGCCACGGCUACCCAGAUGCCAAUUACUUGGAUAACGUGCUGGCUGAAUUGGCUGCCCAGGGCAUCUCAGAGGACAGCGCUUCCCAGGACAAGGACUGAGGCUGGAAGGGUUUUGAUAACCACC
This is a messenger RNA of Dipodomys ordii (Ord's kangaroo rat), 1912 nucleotides long. It is a transcript of the gene Dtx4, whose product is annotated as deltex 4, E3 ubiquitin ligase. Gene Ontology annotation, biological process: Notch signaling pathway; protein ubiquitination. NCBI's taxonomy places the organism in Eukaryota, Metazoa, Chordata, Mammalia, Rodentia, Heteromyidae. The transcript has 9 exons. Bases 31 to 1887 code for a protein of 618 amino acids. Gene Ontology annotation, cellular component: nucleoplasm. The record is from RefSeq and is a predicted model, not a curated record. Gene Ontology annotation, molecular function: zinc ion binding; ubiquitin protein ligase activity.